CCGACCGGAGAUAUUCUUUACUCAUGUGAGUACAAGCUCUGCUAUUUUUGGAUGAGACAAAACAGAGGCAUUGCUGGCUGAGAAGGCGUGUUGGAGGAAGUGGUAAUCUAAGAAACGACGUCGUCGUUGUCCCAAAUUCCCAAUAUAUACACUGCCAUCGGCCUGAUCACACCCAUACAUAACCUUGUGCGGAAAGAGUAGGAGUGGUGAAAAUGGCGGCAGCCCAAGGAGUGUGCAUCCAUCACAUUGCCAGAGGGUCAGCCGACGUCAAGCGUCUGGCCAAAUUCUAUCAAGAGAUCCUAGGGUUUGAGCGGGUAGAAAGCCCUAAUUUGGGGGUAGAGGUGGUGUGGCUGAGGCUUCCCCCAGUUUUCACUCUCCAUCUCAUACAGAAGGACCCUGAAUCCAAGCUUCCAGAAACCCCAUGGAACCCCUCAUCAGCAGUCGCUGACCCUAAGCACCUAACCAGAAGUCAUCAUAUUUGUUUCUCCAUCUCCAAUUACGAAUCCUUUGUGCAAACCCUAAAGGAAAAGGGAAUAGAGAUUUUUGAGAAUACCCAGCCUGAUGGGAAAACCAAGCAAGCCUUCUUCUUUGAUCCUGAUGGUAAUGGAUUGGAGGUGGGAAACUGGGAACCUGCAAUGCAGUAAGAAGGGCUGGUUUUUCGUAUGAUUGCAUAUAAAAGUAUGUCCCUAUGAAUUAGAGUAGAAGGUAAAUAAAUAUCAAAAGAUGGUAACUUGUGAUCAAGAUGCCCAUCUACAAUUUAUUAAGCUGUAAUGUCUGUAAUGUCUGUGUGCUUUUAAAUAUUGUUGGAUAAUUUUCUAUCUUCAUCUUCUUGUGCCGAGCAGAACAUGUGCAAUGAGCAAUGAGAUGGGAACAGUGAGGUGUCAUCUUUUGUCUUU
Vitis riparia (riverbank grape) is the source of this 896-nucleotide messenger RNA. RefSeq lists its product as uncharacterized. The record is from RefSeq and is a predicted model, not a curated record. The transcript has 4 exons. Lineage: Eukaryota; Viridiplantae; Streptophyta; Magnoliopsida; Vitales; Vitaceae. The coding region runs from base 213 to 644 and encodes 143 amino acids.